CAAUAUCAAAGUACGUACCUCACCACCACAGACAAUGUCACUAAUCCUGACAAUUUAUCUGGUAUCAUGUGUCCAUCAUACUUCCGGUGGAUCCAUGAGGAUCUAAGGCCGUGGAGGGAGACCGGAGUCACCAAAGACAUGGUGGAACUGGCACGAAAGUCCUCAAAUUUCAGGCUGGUCAUUGUGAAGUGGAAGGCCUAUUUACAAAAGUACAUGGGGUGUUAUGAGACUAGGGAUGUGUUUUCUUUGCGGGGAAUCCUACAGCUUCUGAGAUGGUACCCUGGAAGAUUGCCCGACUUGGACAUGAUGUUUGAAUGUGGUGAUCUUCCCGUGAUCCCCUGCCGGAACUUUCGAGGUCCAAAAGCCUGCCCCCCACCCUUGUUCCGCUACUGCUCCGAUGAAGGGAGCUUGGAUAUCGUCUUCCCUGAUUGGUGCUUCUGGCCUUCUGGGGCUAGUAAUUAAUAUAUCACAUCAAUUUUUAAUCCCCACUUGGUUUGCAUCAGUUAUCUAGUAUUGAUCUCAAACACGUUCCUUGACACAGGGCAGAGGUGAACAUUAGGCCAUGGACGAAUAUGUUGAAGGACAUAAAAGAAGGUAGCAAGA
This is a messenger RNA of Rubroshorea leprosula, 603 nucleotides long. Lineage: Eukaryota; Viridiplantae; Streptophyta; Magnoliopsida; Malvales; Dipterocarpaceae. The record is from the annotation of a GenBank genome assembly.